This is a messenger RNA of Acomys russatus (golden spiny mouse), 1216 nucleotides long. It is a transcript of the gene Nphs2, whose product is annotated as NPHS2 stomatin family member, podocin. NCBI's taxonomy places the organism in Eukaryota, Metazoa, Chordata, Mammalia, Rodentia, Muridae. Gene Ontology annotation, cellular component: plasma membrane. Bases 51 to 1208 code for a protein of 385 amino acids. The record is from RefSeq and is a predicted model, not a curated record. The transcript is spliced from 8 exons.
AGAAAACUGGAGCAGCAACUCUGCCAGCAGCUGCACCCGCUGCGUUGAAAAUGGACAGCAGGGCUCGGAGCUCUUCCAGAGAGGCCCACGGGCGAGGUGGCCGGUCCUCUUCUAGGGAGGACAAGAAGGCGAAGACUGGAAGGGGCAGCGGAGACCGUGUGCGCCCGGAUGCUGGGUCAGAGCAGCGGAGCGCAGGGCGGACUGGGACCCGAGCAGAGCCCCGAGCUCCCGCCGCCACUGCCACAGUUGUGGACGUGGAUGAGGUUCGGGGCUCUGGUGAGGAAGGCACAGAAGUGGUGGCGCUGCUGGAGAGCGAGCGACCUGAGGAAGGUAUCAAGUCCUCUGGGUUGGGGGCCUGUGAGUGGCUUCUCGUCCUUGCCUCCAUGCUGAUCGUCAUCAUAACUUUCCCUUUGUCCAUCUGGUUCUGCAUAAAGGUCGUACAAGAGUAUGAAAGAGUAAUCAUAUUCCGACUGGGACAUUUGCUUCCCGGAAGAGCCAAAGGUCCUGGCCUGUUCUUUUUUUUGCCCUGCCUGGACACCUACCACAAGGUUGACCUCCGUCUCCAGACCUUAGAGAUACCUUUCCAUGAGGUGGUAACCAAAGAUAUGUUUAUAAUGGAGAUAGAUGCUGUCUGCUACUACCGCAUGGAAAACGCCUCUCUUCUUCUGAGCAGUCUUGCUCAUGUGUCUAAAGCCAUCCAGUUCCUGGUGCAAAACACCAUGAAGCGCCUCUUGGCACAUCGAUCCCUUACUGAAAUUCUCCUGGAAAGGAAGACCAUUGCCCAAGAUGUAAAGGUUGCCUUGGAUUCAGUGACCUGUAUCUGGGGCAUCAAAGUGGAGAGAACUGAAAUUAAGGAUGUGAGGCUGCCAGCUGGGCUUCAGCACUCUCUGGCUGUGGAAGCUGAGGCACAAAGACAGGCCAAAGUGCGGAUGAUCGCUGCAGAAGGGGAGAAGGCUGCCUCUGAGUCCCUGCGCAUGGCAGCGGAGAUCCUGUCAGGCACUCCGGCCGCCGUUCAGCUUCGAUACCUGCACACUCUGCAGUCACUGUCCACAGAGAAGCCAUCCACUGUGGUUCUGCCUUUACCGUUUGACAUGCUAAACCUUCUGUCUCCUCCCAGCAGCAGAGCACAAGGAAGCAUCAGCUACCCAAAUUCUUCCAAACCCGUCGAACCACUAAAUCCCAAAAAGAAGGACUCUCCUAUGUUGUAGGGGCGAAU